Asparagus officinalis (garden asparagus) is the source of this 1996-nucleotide messenger RNA. Its product is annotated as putative G3BP-like protein. Gene Ontology annotation, cellular component: ribonucleoprotein complex; cytosol. NCBI's taxonomy places the organism in Eukaryota, Viridiplantae, Streptophyta, Magnoliopsida, Asparagales, Asparagaceae. The transcript has 10 exons. The record is from RefSeq and is a predicted model, not a curated record. The coding region runs from base 131 to 1681 and encodes 516 amino acids. Gene Ontology annotation, molecular function: mRNA binding.
CCCUGCGUGUCCUUUUGCAGCAGUCGCUUCCUCUCCCUCCCCCAUUUGUUUAUAACCCCAAAACCCUAGCUUCACUUUCCUCUCUCUCUGCUCGAUCGGCCAUCUCCUCUUCCAUUGUUUCAAAGGGGGUAUGGCCUUGCCAACUGCAACUCCUGCUUCUCAACGGACGCCACAAGUGAUUGGUGCUGCCUUUGUUCAACAAUAUUACCAUGUUCUUCAUAAGAGACCAGAACAAGUAUAUAAAUUUUAUCAUGACUCUAGCAUUAUAAGUCGCCCAGAUCCUGAUGGUGGAAUGUCAGAAGUAACAACUUUAAAAGACAUUGACGAGAAGGUCUUGUCCUUCAAAUUUAACAGCUAUAUUGCAGAGAUAGAAACUGUUGACUCGCUACAAUCUUAUAAUGAGGGGGUUUUCAUUGUUGUCACCGGUUGCUUGACUGCUAGUGACAAUGUUCGGCGGAAGUUUACUCAGUCAUUCUUCCUUGCUCCCCAGGACAACAAUGGUUAUUUUGUUCUAAAUGAUAUUUUUAGAUUUGUGGAUCUUCGCCAAACGGGGGAAACAAAUCAGAUUUUAACCAGCAAUGACAAUGAUGAUGGACCUAAAGCUUCUUCUACUGCUUUAUCAGACUCGAGUUUGGUUAAAGAUGAUCACUCUGAAGAUGUUACAACUCAGGCUUUGGAGGGGGAUCUUGCCAAUCAAAAGGAAGCAGUCAACCCUUCAGAAAGUUGUGCAUCAGGGGUUGAAGAUGAAACUUCUGUAGUUUCCCCAAUCCCUCAAAGUAAAUCUAGUGACCAAUCAAAUCACAAGUUGGCUUCUGCGUCGGUUGAAGAUGAUGGCCCUAAGAAGUCUUAUGCGUCCAUAGUUAAGGUUGUGGGCAGCACCCCACCGAAGAAAAUCUCUGCUCCUGCUAAGCCAAAGGCAAAGGCUGCCCCUCCAAGCACUGAGAAGUCGAUCAAUGGUUCCAGUGUGCUUGCCACUGCAUCAGAUCCAAAGGUCUCUAGAAGCAGCAGCUACUCUGAGAACAACCCUCUUGAUGUGGAAGGUUAUUCUAUACACAUUCGGAAUUUACCUUCAAAUGCUACCGUGGAAAUAGUUGAGGAAGAACUGAAGAAAUUUGGACCUAUUAAGCCUGGUGGUGUCCAAGUCAGAAACCAUAAGGUUGACAACUUUUGUUAUGGCUUUGUUGAAUUUGAGUCGCUGGACUCUAUGCAAGCUGCGAUUAAGGCGUCACCUAUCACCAUUUCUGGCUGCUCCUCAUUUAUUGAGGAAAAGAGAACCAGCACGCGAGUUGUUAACGGAGUUGUUGUCAGCAACGGGAGAGGGCGGUUUUCACAAACAAGGGGUGGGUUUCGAAAUGACAACUUUAGAGGUAACAGUAACUUCAGAGGCAAUAAUGAUAACAUCAGAGGUAACGACAACUUCAGAGGGAAUGAUAACUUCAGAGGGAAUAAUGAUUACUUCAGAGGAAAUGGAAAUGGGAACUUCCAAGGCCGCGGCAGCUUUGGAGGCAACAGUCAGGGCUACGGAAGAACAGAAUUCAAGAAUCGUGGUGGAGAGUUUUCAGGCCGUGGUAGGGGCCGUGGUCUGCCUGCCAAUAAUACCAGAGAUGGUUAUCACCACCGACCUGUUCAGAAUGGUAACGGCAACGGAAGAAUGGUUGGUCCUGUUGCUGUCACUGCAUAGCAAUAGUGAAUAGUAUUUUCUGGUGGUUUUUGUUGAUAAUCAUGAAGAGACAUGUAUUCAGUGAGAUGCUGUUUAUGCUAAAGAAAUUUAGUCUUGAAGGAGAGAUUUGAUUUUCUGAGAGCGAAGGAACCUCAAUAUUUUGGGUUUAUUGAUUGAGGUUCUGUCAAGCUACUUGAUUCAGUCCUGUUUCUUACUGAAUGAUACAGUAAAAAGGGGGAGGAAGAAAUCUUUCCUUAUUCUGUCUCACCAGUGACAAUUAUUUUGCUUAAAUCACUUUGUUAAUCUGGUUCUUAGUUAUGAAGGCUUAAUCUGAUA